AUGUCCUCCUCCGCGCCGCAACAACGACCACCCGGCAAGGUCCUCAACAUCAACAACAUCAACUCGAGUGUCAAAGCUGCCAAAUAUGCCGUGCGCGGCGAGAUCGCCAUAAAGUCGGAUGAAUACAGGGACAUACUGGCGCGCGGCCAGAAGGACAAGCUGCCCUUCGAUUCCGUCAUCAGCGCAAAUAUUGGCAACCCGCAGCAGCUGGACCAGAAGCCCAUUACUUUCUUCCGGCAGGUCGCUAGUCUGCUGGAGAAUCCGUUGUUGCUAGAGCACGAAGAUGUGCUGGUGAACAGCCUGGACUACAAGCCGGAUGUGAUUGCGAGAGCGAAGAAGCUGCUUGCUGAUGUGCAGAGCGUCGGUGCAUAUAGUCAGAGCCAGGGAGCACCCAUCGUGCGGGAAAGCGUGGCCAGAUUCAUCGAAGAACGAGACGGCUACCCUUCGGACCCUAAGGACAUCUUCCUCAGCGCCGGUGCUUCGGGCGGUGUGAGCACCCUGCUGAACGUCAUCUGCGCAGACUCGUCCAGUGGCGUCCUCGUCCCAAUUCCACAGUACCCGCUCUACACGGCGACGCUGUCCUUACUCAACGCGCAAUGCGUGCCCUACUAUCUCGAGGAAGCCCAAGGCUGGAGCACCAACCUCAAGGAGAUCCACGCUGCGCACGAAAAGGCCUCUGCGAACGGCACCGAUGUGCGCGCGAUCGUCAUCAUCAAUCCCGGCAACCCGACUGGGUCAACGCUGACUGCUGAAGACGUUCGCGGGGUGUUGGAAUUCGCGGCCGAGAAGGGGCUUGUGAUCCUCGCUGACGAGGUGUACCAGACGAACGUGUUCGAGGGCGAAUUUCUGUCGUUCAAGCGGGUGCUGCGCGACCUGCAGAAAGAGAAUCCGGAAAAGUUCAAGCACGUGGAGCUGGCGUCGUUACACAGUAUCUCAAAGGGUAUGGUGGGUGAGUGCGGACACCGGGGCGGGUACUUUGAACUUGUGGGCUUCGACGACGCGGUCGUACAGGAGAUCUACAAGUUUGUGAGUAUCCAGCUGUGCCCGCCGGUCAUCGGUCAGGCCAUCGUCGAGAUGAUGGUCAACCCACCGCGCGAGGGCGAGCCCAGCUUCGAGCUGUACAAGACUGAGCACGUGGGCAUCUACCAAGGCCUGCUGAAGCGCGCCAAGGCGUUGCACGAGGCCUUCAAGAAGAUGGAGGGUGUUGACUGUCAGAGCCCGACGGGCUCAAUGUACCUCUUCCCGACAAUAAGUCUCCCGCCUAAAGCCAUCGAGCAAGCCAAGAGCGAAGGCAGAACUCCCGAUGAGUUCUACGCGCUACGCAUGCUGGACGCGACGGGCGUGUGCACGGUUCCUGGAAGCGGAUUCGGGCAGCGGCCUGGAGAAUACCACUUCAGAACGACCUUCCUUGCCCCAGGCACUGACUGGGUGGGACGGAUCGUAUCGUUCCAUGAGAAGUUUAUGGAUGAGUUUAGGUAA
This is a messenger RNA of Aplosporella prunicola CBS 121167, 1479 nucleotides long. RefSeq lists its product as uncharacterized. The record is from RefSeq and is a predicted model, not a curated record. Lineage: Eukaryota; Fungi; Ascomycota; Dothideomycetes; Botryosphaeriales; Aplosporellaceae. The coding region runs from base 1 to 1479 and encodes 492 amino acids. The transcript has 3 exons. Gene Ontology annotation, biological process: biosynthetic process. Gene Ontology annotation, molecular function: L-alanine:2-oxoglutarate transaminase activity; pyridoxal phosphate binding.